UCUCUGCUGUUUCCAGCGGGUCGUUAGACUCGGUUCCAUCAUGUUCUCCUGGACGGUUCUCUUGUGUCUGAUCUGCAGGAUCCAGUGUGGUCCAGCUGGUGAAUGGGGGGUUGGAGAUUAUUUACAAGGCUGAUUAGCUGUAAGGAGAUUAAAGUGCAGGACAGUAAGUUACAGGCACCUGAAAACUCCUCUUCUCUGCCCCAAUAUCUGCUGCACGGCUCAAACUGUCAGUAGCCGCCGGACGACAGGAGGUCGGAGCAACGACGGACGAGCAGAUGGAGUGACGCGUCCUGAAGUCCUGAAGGUAAUGUCCUGUGGAUUUAAGUGAAAGCUGAUUCGACGAGUGGCUCUAAUGUUGGACGUUCAGUGAUUCUUUUGACUCGUAUAUUUGAUUGAAUCUGACGACUCUAAACUCAGCGUGAACUGAGCACGCUCACAAACCACAGUCUGUGUUGUGGCCUGUUCAAUUGUGACUGGACACAAGUUUCGGAGUGAACUGUCUGAGGCGUUGUCGAUUGUUCAGUAAAUUAUGUGUGAAGCUUUGACCUUCUUCCUUCUCCGCAGCCAUGAGACUAACCCUAACCUACAGUCAACGUCCUAAAAUACCCCAUUAAGCUCCUUACGAUGCCGCGCAGAGCUGUCAGCGGUCUUCACCCAGAGGUCCACACUGACCGUGACCUCUGACCUCCGAGCCUCCUACACCCCUGUGGACUGGAUGUGAGGACUUCACCUCGACGGGACAACGGAUCUACGGGUCACUGACAGAAUCCUGAGUUUACAGACACAAGCACCAGAACCGAACCUUUAAACUCCGCUCAUGUUGUGAUGCAUCUUUAUUUUCAUCAUCUUCAUCAUAACAACACAUCACUCAAAUGUGAGAGAUGAACAACCAACUUAUGUUUAUGGAAUGCUGGGAUGUUGACGUCUGAAAAAUACCUCACUUGUCUCCACAGACAGAUAGAGGUCGUAUAGAAAAUAUGUUUUUCUUAGGAUUUUACAUCUUUGACACCAUAGAUUUCUUAUGCAGCACCUAGUGCUUGUAAGUGGAGCUGCACCUUAAGGCACUCAGUUUUUCACAAUGAUUGUGAGCACUUGGACGUGAUAAAAUAAAAGCAGAGGACUGACAUGGCUGUCGGUAAAGUGACCUUCACCAAGGUGGAGAGAGAGAAGCUAGCCGAGGUCCUCUGGCUGCUCAACUGGAUCUCUGUGGUGACGGGGGUCAUCCUCUUUGGCCUCGGCUUAUUCCUCAAAAUUGAGAUUCAGAAAUGGCAAGAAGUGAUGUCAGAGCACGGGAUCCUCUACGUGCCACAUAUGCUGAUCACCACAGGCCUGGCGGCCGGCUGCAUCAACUUCCUUGGGGGGAAGAUUUGCCUGGACUGCGCCGACACCAACAAGUUCCUACGCUGGAAGCUGGUGAUGAUGCCGUACGUCAUCUGCACUUUCUUCUUCACCUCCUGCGUCCUGGCAGGGGCGCUCAUGUGCUACAGCAUUCGUGGUCAGCUGGAGGAGUCUCUGUUCCUAGGCUUAAGGAACGCCAUGCGGUACUAUAAGGACACGGACACGCCUGGCCGCUGCUACCUGAAGAGGACUCUGGACCUGCUGCAGAUCCAGUUCCACUGCUGCGGGAACACCGGGUACCGGGACUGGUUCCAGGUCCAGUGGAUCAGCAACCGGUACCUGGACAUGAGUAGCAGAGCUGUGGAAGACCGUCUGAGGAGUAACGUGGAGGGGAAGUACCUGAUGGACAGCGUCCCCUUUAGCUGCUGCAGCACCUUCUCCCCUCGACCCUGCAUCCAGCAGCAAGUCAGCAACAGCUCGGCCCAUUUCAACUACGACCUGCAGAGCCAGCAGCGGAACCUGUGGAGGAGAGGCUGCCGACAGGCGCUGCUCGACCAUUACACGGGCAUCAUGCAGUCCAUUGGCCUCACCGUCCUCCUCAUCUGGUUAUUUGAGCUGGUGGUUCUGACCGGAGUGCGUUACCUGCAGACGGCCAUGGAGAACGUCCUGCAGCUGGGUGAUCCUGAUUCAGAGUCGGAUGGUUGGAUUCUGGAGAACAGCCUCGCAGAAACAGCUCGGUCCAACUUCAACAUCAUCAAGAACCUGGGGAAGUGUUACCAGGCCGACGACGACCCGAAUAUCAAUGUCCCGACUGCUGCUGUCGACCAGGAAGUGCCAUCGCAGCACAUGCAGAUCCCGACGACCAGCUGACCCCUACCAGGGGUCACCGAAUGUCGAGUUCAAAACCUCUGAAUCAACAGUGAUUCAUCAUCAGUAACAAAACUGUUUUUCUGACAUUUUCAAUUUAAAAAGAAAAACAGGAAACAAAACAACCUUAAAAUCCAACAACAAAGAAAUCCUCUUUUCUGCGCUGUGAUUGGGUCGUUACACAGCUGGACUGUGACAUCACUCACCAGAGAACUGAUGGUUUCCAGCAGGGAGCUGCUGGUCCUUUGUACGGUGGCCUUAACAGGACAAUUCCAGAAAUAUGAACUGACCAAAGCAAGAAUGAUUUUUUAUUGUGAGGACGUCAAUGAGAAUAUUUCUGUAACUUAUUAAUAAGGUGUCACACCUACACAUUAAAAUGUCAAACUGAUGGUGGCCCUAGACGAAAUUCACCAAAGUGUUUGCGAUUCAUCCUGAGGGGACCAUGAUGAUGACAUCACAAGUAAAAACAGUUUAAUUUCUUCUCUCUGUAAAAACUCGAGGCCUUCGUCCGUUUUUUCCAUCUCCAUUGUUUCUUUGGUUCCGACACUGUAAAUGUUUUUAUCUCAAAACUUCUAACAGAAGAACCGCUUCUUCUUCUUCUUCUUCUUCUUCUUCUUCUUCUUCUUCUUCUUCUUCUUCUUCUUCUUCUUCUUGUUUAUUCGGUUUAUUGGCAGGUGGCCAACGUCAAGGUCCUUCUUACAGAUCAUAGAACAUAGAACAUAGCACGCAGAACACAGAACACAGAUCAUAAAACAUAGAGCACAGAACACAGAUCAUAGCUAAAUCUGGUGAAACUGUUUGAUGACGACAGAAUUUCUGUUUAUGAAUCUUCAUUAAAUAAACAACCUGUUUUAAUUGUGUGUGUUUACAUAUAUAGCAUUGUUAAUGUUUUAUUUCCUCAAAUGUUUCACAUGUUAACACAGAAAACGUGAUUGUACGGAUCUUGACCAGAGGAUCAGAGUCACUGUCUGUCUCACCUGUCUCAGGUUGUUUUCUGUCCAUCUUUUAAUCCCCUAGAUUGUUUGUCUCCUCUGGUGGUUGGUUAAAGAACUGCAACUUCACCAGCAGCCAAUCAGAGAUAGGUUGACGGCUGCCAUGGUGACAGCCACGUGAUGCCCCCGUUGACCCCUCCUCCCUCCCUCACUCCUCUUUUGUCUCUCUCCUUCACUUUUUUACUUCUUUCAUUACUUUUCUUCAUUUCCUGUCUUCCUGCUCUUUCUUUCUGUCUUUCUCUUGUCUCCUUCUUUUCUUUUCCUUAUCUCCAUCAUCCAAUCUUUUCCUCCCUGACCUCUCUCUCCGUCCUCCUCUCUUUUCUCAUGAAUUGUUUCUUUCCUCCCUGGUUUACUUUCUCUUGUCUCUCAUCCCUCUUUUCUUCACAUUCUUAUGUUUUCUGUCCUUCUCUAUUCGUCCUUCCCUCCUUCCUUCCUGUCCUUUAUCACUCAUUGUUUCCUCACACUGUUAAUUCAGGCACUUGUAGUGACGUCACAGAGGUGGGGGCGGGGCCUGAUGUGGAUCAAUAAUCUUGUUGGUUGCCAUGGUGAUGGGAAUUAAACUAAUUUGUUUCUGAA
Messenger RNA from Hippoglossus stenolepis (Pacific halibut), 3773 nucleotides. Its product is annotated as photoreceptor outer segment membrane glycoprotein 2. The transcript is spliced from 3 exons. Gene Ontology annotation, cellular component: membrane. The record is from RefSeq and is a predicted model, not a curated record. Gene Ontology annotation, biological process: visual perception. NCBI's taxonomy places the organism in Eukaryota, Metazoa, Chordata, Actinopteri, Pleuronectiformes, Pleuronectidae. The coding region runs from base 1126 to 2208 and encodes 360 amino acids.